AGAUAACAACACAAUAUAUAAUAAUUAUCUUAUUUUUUAAAUUUUUUAUUUUGAAAAUUUCAUUACAUUAAUUUAUAAUAAAUUAUCUGUUAUAACUUAUAAACCUAAUAUUAGUUAUAUAAAAUUCGUUUUUAAUUAAUUAUAUAAUGAAUUUUUUCAAAAUUUUAUUUUUCAUUAAUAUAUAACUACACAUCUUUGUUUUUUAAACUUAAUAAAAGAAGGAAUAAAAAGUGAUGUUUGUGAGAACAUAUUGAAAAUAGAAAUUGUAACAACAUGUUUAUCUUGAUAAUAUAAGUUUAUAAAAUAAACCAUUAAAAUAUGUAUAACAUUAUUACAUAAAUUGGAGCAUUGAGAUAUACACUAAUUAUAUAUUUUCUUAUAACAUGUUUCUGUUUUUGGAUAAUUUUUAUUUUUAUUGUAAAUAUUUUAUGAUUAACUAAUGUUUAAGCUAAUUAUUCAUUAAAGGUACAAAGAUUUUAAUCGCUCUAACUUUUAACGUGAGAAUUAGAAUGCGAAAAAUCACUUUGUAAAUAAUAAUGUAUAUAAAAUAGGUUACAAUAAAUAUCAAUUAUACUUAUGAAUUAGCAUUCAGAUACUUUUUAUAAUAUAAGAUAGAUUACGAUAAAUAUCACUUACAUAUUAUAUUAUACUAUUAUUUAACUUUAAUAUUAAAAAAAUACUCAAAAAUAUAUAUAAUCUUGAUUUAUUGUAUAGAUUAUAUCAUAACAGUUACUAAUACUUAAUUUAAAAUAAUAAUAUUAUCCAAAUUAAUGAACUAAUGACUCAGCUAAAAAUUACUGAACAUGAUAAAUAAGCAAAAUUCUCUAAAAUUAUGGAGAAGACGACAACUAAACAAAUUCACUUAUCAAAUAAUAGUAUAGAUUUAAAAAAAUUUACAAAAUAAGUUAUGUUUUCAAUAUAUUAGAUAAAAAUUUAACAUAAGUUAAAAAAAUUGUUUGAGAUUUAUUGAAUUUUUCUUAUUAGUUGAGUCAAUAUGGUUUUAUAAUAUUUUUACAUCAUCAAGAUAAAUUAUAAAAAAAUUGCAUAUUAUUAAUUUGUAUGUAUUAACUCUAAACAUCAAAUACAUAAAGUAGAGAGAGUAGUUUAUCCACGCAAAACAUUAGAUAUGGAGGCAAAACGGAACUGGGGACAAUACAUGAAUUUAAACCCAAAACUUACAAAAAUAAUUCUCUUUUAUAAUUUUCAAGUGAGGGUACGCACACUAUCACCCAUACGAAAUGCAAGUACACCCGCCCCUUCUCGGAGGCCUGAGGCAUUUGCCUACACAUGGGCACGGCCCUGGUGUGUCUUGCGGUCAUUGCUUGGCUGGUGGUGGGGGAUACACAUCUGUUCAUUUUGAUGAUGAGACUUUUUAAAGCUUUUUCUUUAGGUAGAUACAAUUUUAAUUCAUUAAAAAAACAAAAAAAAAUUCAUAAUAACAUAUAUUAAAAGUUGCCAUCUUACAUGUUUUAUUGACUUUUUCUUAUUAACCUAAUCAUAUCGUUAUUAUCUUUCUUUUAUAUAUAAGACAAGCGGUUAUGUUUUUUUUUUGUUCAAAUACAAGCGGUUAUGUUUAUAACCACAAAACUAGAUACUGACCCGCGCAGAUGCGCGGAAUUGUUUAUAGUUUAUUUUUUUAAUUAUAAUUUUAUGAAAUUUUAUAAAUUUUGGUUUGCGUCCAAAUUGUAUUUUUAAUUUUUGGUUUGCUUCCAGUUCAGUUGUGGGUUUUGGUUUUCGGUUUAAGAAAUAUAAUAAUUUUUCGGUUCUUUAUGAAUUUCUUUGGUUUCGAUUUUGUUAUUUUGUUUUGGUUCAAAUAACAAUAUUAGAAACCGAUAAUAUUUUGAGUUCAAUUUGAAUGUGUGGCUCUGAUUUUGGAUUUGGCAUUUUAUAUCUUGAUUCUAGUUUAGUAGCUAUAAUUUUGGUUACAUUUUUGGUUUUUAUUUUUUUUUUGUUAUUGAAUGACUUAAUAUUUUAAAUAUGUUUAGAGAACAGGUAUAUCUCAAGAUAACAUAUCCAGUCAGAAAAUAUCUGUAAAUUUCGUACUUUGAUGUGAUCAAUGUAAGCUGUAUAUUAUUUUUGGAUUUUAUGUGAUAGUAUGGACUUAGUGUCCACAUAUAUAAUUUGAGUUUUAUGCUAUGGAUGGGCAGAAAAAUCUGAAUCAAAAGAACCAAACUGAAUCGGAUAUGAAAAUAUAAUAUAGAAUCAAAAUUAAAAUUGGUUAAACAUCCUAACAGGUUCAAAAUUUUAGUAUCUAGAAAAUUGGAUCCACUCAAAACCAACAAUAUCUGAAUAUAUCUGAAUUAGAUUUAUAUACCUAAAUAUAUUAAUUAUUUGAAGAUUUAAUAUCCAAUAAAAUAUCCAAAAUAUAUAAAAAAUUUUGAAGUUGUCCAAACUACUUAAAAAUAUAUAUACAAAUAAUCAAAAGUAAAUAUCUAAAAUAGCUAAACAAUACUCGAAACACCAAAAAUACUUGAUAUAUCUAUUGAUUCUCCAUCUAAAUAUUUAACCCAAACCAAUUUUCUGUUAAUUUAAGUAUUUUAGCAUAUAUUAUUAAAAAAAUUAUGUUAUAUUAUUUUAUUUUUAUAUUUUGAGAAAUUUUAAGUGUAUAUGAAUUUUAAAAUUAUUGAAAUAAUUUAAAUGGGUAAUCGAAACCCAAACGGAAUCCGCAAAAAUCGGGCCAAAAUUUGUAAAUACCCAAAUGACGCUUAAAUCCUUAACAUUAAAAAUCCGAAACCCGAAUAGAUCCAAACCGAACCCAAAAACCUCUAUGCUCUGUUUCAUUGAUUAUGAGCAGCUCAUGAAACAAUAUUUUGUUUAGAUAUGAUAGUGUGGCCAAAUUAUAUUCAAAAUUUUGAUGGUGUUAAAAAAAUCUCAAAUUAUACACGAGAAGUUAGCUUAGGAUUUGUCCGUGAAUGAAUAUAUUAGAAUCGGUUUGUUCACAUUAUGAAAAAAUCUGAAGAUAUAGGAUCAAUAGAACAUUUUCACAUGCUAGAAAUAUAUAAAAGACACAAUGCAGAAAGUCUGCGAAAAUGAGAGGGCAACAUAUAACUUACUCGCAAUGUUUUGCUGUGCUCCCAUUACUAUCAUUGGAUGUGACAAUGCUCGUAUAUGUGGCAUACUCAGUGCCAUAAGACUCCAAAAGGAGGCAAUUUAAGUGCUGCCUGAAAGUAAACACCAGUGCACGUCCAGUAGUUUCUGCUCUGUCAGAAUUCUGUAGAAUUAGAAGAAUGACUGCCACUUGUAUCUAACUUAGUAUUAGAACCUUGAUAUUCCUUGAGUAUUCUUUAUUACUCUCCAUGGACGCUUUUCUAAUUGGUCUUUUAUUGUUUCUACUUUCUACUUUCUUUUGUUUUUACCUCAACAACAGUGCCAAGAUCUUUGCACUUCACUAUUAUUCUCUUUCAACCUCACAUAUGAGCCCUUCACUAUGAUUUCGUUGAGAUUCACUGUCUGUGCAAUUCUCACAAGUAUAUCUCUUCCUUAGCUAUUCUCACGUAUGCUCCUUCUUUAUCCCAUGAGCGUGUAGCUUCCUGCAAUGAGCAAAUUAUAUCCACAACAACAAUCAUUAACUCAUAUGAAUUGCUCAUAAUCUGAAUUGGUGACAUAGGUAAAGGCAUCAAAUACAUACACACACAAAAAACCCUAAAUCAUAUGUAAACUAACAAAUCAACUAAAUUCUAAACACUAAUUAAAAACUCAAAUUUUAUUUUGCUAAGAUUUUUAGUUUGGAUUUGGAAUCAAAACCCAGAUAUAGGUUUCAUUGGAUGUAAUACAUUGGCUUUGAGUCGAUUGAUUGAUGAUCUUCAAUCAGACGGCAUCAAUGGUAUCUUUCACUCAUAACCCAAAGCCCUAAACGUAUAUCCCACCUAUCCAACUGCUUUAAACCACAAGAAAUACACAAAUGAUCAUUACUAUAAAAAGGAUCACACUAUUCUUAAGCAAUAUCCUAUAGAAAGAGAGAAGCAAACAGAGAUUGAAGUCGAGUUUUUUUGCUGGAAAAUUGUAUAAGCAUGUUCGUGAAGACGAAGAAUUUCGUUACGGAUUAGAAUUAUGUUUGUGAAGGAUGAGAUAUUAGUUGGUUUAAUUUAAGUAUAUUGGUUACCAUAUAAAAUUGCAUAUGAAGCUUGUCUUUAAUUAUAUUUAGUCACAACAUUCAAUGAGUCCAAAAAUAAAACAUGUCAUGGUAAAUUUUAAAUAGGACUCUGUUUUAAUAGAUUAGAUUGUUCACAGGAUUAGUACUGUAUCCUUUUCCGAUUGGUAAAAACUUCAUUUUUGACCAAGUGCGUGUUGGUUUCACCUAAGACUCGCCAAAAUUGUGUUCUUAAGAGCGUCCUCAUCAAGUAGAUACUAAAAUAGAGGUUCUCACAAUAUAAUAAUAACUAGGUAAAGACCCGCGCCUUGCGCGGGAUGAGUUUACGUAAUGACAAUGUAAAAUAAAUUUCAUAUUUGUAUUUAACUUUCAUAAUACAUAAAAUAAAUAACAUUUAUGAGAUAAUGUAUGUUAUGAAUUUAUAGUAAUUAAUUCUAUUAGAAAGAAGGUGCAUUUCAUAUUUUUUACGUUCGUUCUGGACAGUUUUUAAAACCGGACCGGACCAGACUGGUCGGUCAAGCAGGCCAGAUCAUGACUCGUUGAAAAAGCUGAAUCCAGUUCGAUUUAAAUCAGGUUAUGAAAAAAAUGGUUAAACCAGUCAAAAUCGGUAAACCCAGUGAUCCGGAUCAAUUUCAAAACUUGGUUCUAAAAAAAUAAUGUAUAAUUAAUGUAUUUUCAGUUGUUAUAAAAUUUAAUAUUUCAUAAUCAACAUUAGAUUAUCACUAUUUAACUCUGGUUCUUUUUAAUUUAAUUUUAAAUAAAAUAGAUAGUAAAAAAUAUCUUUUUGGCUCAUAUACUAUUCUCAGUUAUAUACUAUUUUCACUUUGUUAUAUUUAUAAAAUUCGAAACUUUAGUUGUAAGAAUAAAUAAAUAUGGUAACUUGAACGAUCAAUCAUUUGAUUUUAUUAAUUUAAAUUUAAAUAGUAUUCACUUGUUUAAUGUAUAUGUAGCUGGAGCUUAUUGUUUAUUUUAUAAUUAAUAAAAUAGAAAUGCGAGCGAUGUAGAAAUAUUCUUUAGAUACAAAUAAUGUAAAAUUAGAAAGUUCGGUUCUACCGAUUAAACCGGUCCAGCCAGUAGUUAUACCAAGUCGAUAUCUGGUUUGGUUUUCAAAAAAAAAAAUCGGACUUAUAAUUCAUAUGAAUUAGACUAUUGAAAAUUUUGAUGGGCAUACAACUCUUACAAACUCAAACAGUGCAUUUUACUAUUGUAAAAAAUCGAAGGAACAACAAAGUCAAUUAAUCAGAUCCUUUCAAAAUCAUAGCCACACAUAUAGAAACGUACUCAAAAACCAACUUAAAAAUCAUUACAAAAUCAAUAAAUUAAUUAGAGAGCCAUUAAUCUCAAUGAUCAGACAAAAAUAAGCAAAUGAAAAAUAUAAACACCUUUUUAUCUCUUUAAUUUUUCCUGAAGUACAAAACGUAGCACAAUAUAAAAGCCUUUUUGAAUCUCAAUGAUCAGUCAGAAAGCAAAAAACAAAAAAAAUCUCAACCAAUAAAAUAAUGAAAUAAUAAUAAUAAUAAUAAUAAUAAUAAUAAUAAUAAUAACAAUAAUAAUAAUAAUAAUAAUAAUGAAACAAAACAACAAUUUGUUUGUCUUCUAAAUUCACUCUUUAAUAAAAUAAAGGAUACUUUUUCAAAAAAGUAAAAUAAAAUAAAGGAUACUUAGAAUAUCUUAAGUUUAAAAUGAUUAGAUUACAUAGAGAAAUCAAGAAUAAAAAAACGUUCAAAAUUGUAGGAAGAUGAUAACCGGUGAACAUUCCACUGAACUAUUGUCUUUAGACAAAAGAAAAUUAUGACUCCUGUAUUUUCUUCUUAAUCACAAUUUACUAUCGUAUUUUAGUUAUUUAUGGAACCAUACACAUCAACAGUUUAGAAUGUCCAAUUUAUAUGGUAUCAACUUCUAAUGGAUCUGAAAUUAUAAACAAUUUAAUAUGAAAAAGAUGUGUUGACUUUUCAUUCUCGAGUGUUAUUGGAUAUGAUAUAUUGGGCUUGAUAUAAACUAAGCAGGCUUAUAUUCAAAGUGGCCUUAUUUGUUAGUAAACCUAUCCUAUUAGUAUUAGUCAUUUGAGUGAACAAAUAGGUCUCACAACAAAAAAAACCUGAAACACACAUCGACAGCAAAAUCGAAAAGGGGGAUUAGGGUUCAGUUGCAAUCGAAUUUCACUCCGAGGAUUUAACGCUUUCUUACUAUCCUUUCCAUCGAUUCAGUAAAGUUUAUUUUAUAAAACAACAACUAUUAAAAAAUGAACAAUACUAUCUUCCAGAAAUCACUUAAAAAUAUAUAUAUAUAUAUUAAAACUAAUAUCAUAUCCCAAAGUAUUUCUGGUGUGGCAAGACCAAACAAUAUUUGAGAACUUGCUGUGUCUGUGAUGAACAAAGUUAAAAAAGAUAAGAGAUGAAAACAAAAUUGUUGAUAUGGCUUUUGUUUGUAGAAUGCAAUCUAAUAGGUAGUGACAUUAUAUAUAGCUAAAUGGUGGGCUCAAUGAAUGACAUUACCAUAUAUUCAAUUAUUGAGGGAUAUUACAUAUGAAUUGCUCAAUUUGCGAUAACAUAACUAUAGUAAGUCGAAAUUUACUCUUUUAAUAACUUUGGAAAGUCUCAAUUUACUCAGUUUUAUAACUGUUGAAAGGGGAAUAAUUGCUUGAUUCACGUUACCAGUUAUAGCAAUGUACAUUAAACUACACCCGUAACAUUAAUACUGAUGUUCAAAAAAAAAAAAACAUUAAUACUAACAUUCAUUUCUUAGAAAUUUACGAAUCCCUUUACCCCCUAUAUAUAAUAAUAAAUAUUAACUGCAUGUAUGUACCCGUUAUAUCAUCUAAGUUCAUGGUAAAGACAAAGUAAAUAGCCAAUUAAAAUUAAGAAACCAAAUCAAUCAAAACCAUAACUUGGUAAAAUUUCCAACAUGACUAAACCAUAGUACAUUAAACGGAGUUUCACCAUUGUAAUGCAUCAAUAAUAAAAACUUGAACAUCUAAUCUAAAAUGUUGGAACUAUCGUUGAUAGGGAUGUAUACGUUUCCUAUAUAACUUUGUUUUGGCAUAUGUUUCCAAUAGUUUUUUUUGUGGAAUUUUUAUAUAACAUGUCUGUUCUCAACACUGGUGAAAGAAACUUGAAUGAAGUUUGUAACAUGUUAUUCUAAAGAGUGGCUAAGCUUUAUAACAUGUUUCUAUAAAAACAUUUAGAUUAUGAAAAUUAACACGAUUGACAAUAACUCAAAAUGUUCAUUUUGUAGGUACAUAUGUAUGUGGGAUUCACUGAAGAACUGUUCAUUGUCAAAGUAUUGGUGUGUUCAAUAAAAAAUGACUAUAUAAUUUAUGUUAUAAUAAAUGGUCGUUUUGUCAAAAUGUCAUAUUAGGAAAUAUAGUCGGACAAAAUUAUUUAGGUCAGUGGCAGUAGUUGUAAAUUCUCUAGUAAUGAAAGGGUCUCUACAUAACUUGGCUGAGGAGGGCUGAGAGGUUGGCACGUCAGCAUAAUGGCAGUGAUGUAAAUAUAAUACAAAAUUAAGGUUACUCUUUCUCAAUGUUUCUCCAUUAAUAAGAAAGGGAUAAUUUUGUGACUAUUUAGUUAUAUAUUCAAUUUUAAAUAAAAGAAAAUGUUGUAACUAGUAGGGAAGUAAUACACUUACAUUGGGCUUUUCCAUUUUCUCUUGCUCUAUAUAUCUUUUCAUUAUUUUUCCAAAAACUUCUAUCGUGUAUCUCAUAAGAGUAUCUAAAAAAAAUAGUACAAAAUUUUAAAAGUAAAAAAGGUGAGAGAAACUCUUGUAAAAUAGAACUUUCACGAUACUCUCUAGAACCAUUUUACUAUUGUGUCAGUUUAUAAUUGGCUUAUUUUUUCAAUGGAAAUUAAAAUUUAAUUAUUUAUCAAAAAUGCAUUAAAACAACAUUAUUUAGAUACUUAUUCUUAGAUAUUUACCAUUAAAAUUGAUCUUAGGCAGCCCCAAUGAAGAUUUUUUUAGUCAGGUUCUAAGUAUUAAAAUAAUGAAUUUUUUUUAUAAAAAGUGAAUAUAGAGAAACUAAUUGUUCUACAUUUAGAUCCUUAACAAAAAAAAAAGAUAAGGUACUCUUUACACAUAGGUUAAUUUUUUAUUGGUUUAUCUCAAUAUUAUGAUUUAUAAUUUAUCUAUUAAUUAAAUAACAAAAAGAUAUUUAUAUUAAAUUUGUUAGAACUGUUUGAGAAAAUACUCCCUGUUAAUCAUGCUCUUAGGAUCUUUAAUUUGGCUCGUCACUUCUCAGUCAACCAAAAUUAUACAAAGUAACUUUCUCGGAUUGCACACUUAUUGGGAAUAACAUCUUCCCUGCUUUGUUGGUAAUUCUACAGUCUUGUUGCGUCAAUUAUGUAAACCCUACUUUGUACAUAAAACAAAAACAAAACCCUACAUAUAGAUAGUUCGUGAAUCAAAACAUUGUUUUUUUCCUGAAAAUUUGAAAGCACACACAUUUCAAAAACGAGUUUGUUAGAGUUCCAAUCUUGUUUCUUUGGCAGAAGAAAAGUAUUGUGAAUUUAAUUCCCAGCAAGCAUAGAUAUCAUAUUUGAUUUUCCUUUUUAAUUGAUCGAUAUCAUACUUGGAUGAUUGACAGGUCUUUUGGGCCCCGGGACAAGAAUUUAGACUAUGUUUGAGUGAUAGCCAUAUUACAUGUUCUUGUUUUUGGCCUGAAAUUAUGUAGAAGGUUUUAGCUCAUAACUUCUAAGUAAAAUAAACAAAAAAAAAAAUCUUGAAAAUGAAAAGAAAAACAUCAAUUUAUGAUCUUCCUGAAAAGAUUGGGAUGAAAACAUAUAAGCUCGAGUCUUUUUACUGCAAAAUCCGUUUUGUAAGACUAGUAGUGGUGUCCAUAUGAUUUGUAAAAACCCGUGCACGGUCUCAGAUGAGACAUGCAUGCUACAUCAACCAUAGAAAGCACGUAGUAGCGUUAUUAUCAUAAGAAAAAAUAUUACUACACAGAUAUAUAGUUUAUGGUACACGUCAAUUAUUACACAUUUAAUGUUGUCCUAUUUUGUUGAAGUUUCAGUCGUCCUUUUUAUUUAAUUUGCUGAAGAAAAGUAGUUCACCAAUUUAAUUGGGAUCGAUUGUUAGUCUACAAAAUUGAACAAAUACGUGAAACAUGCUACUCCAACGUAAAACCAUGAUCUGCCAUAAAAUUAUGAUUUAUGUUUGCAUAAUCUAUUCUAUGAUAAAAAAAAAUCUUUGAUUUCACGGUAGCAUGAUGAUUUUCUUCGUUAUAAACUAUUUUGAUUAUUCAACGGAAAAUUGACAUUCUACUUUCUAUUGCAUAAUCAUGGUUAUGCUAUUCUGAUGCAGAAUUAUUAUUAUUGCCAAAUAAUGUUCCAUAAUUUUGCGAUUACAGUUUCUAAUGCAAAAUAGUGAUUUGUGAUUACAAUACAGAAUACCGGUUACAAAAUGGAAGGUGAGGCGUGAAGCUCUUCCAAUUGCAGUCUUGGCUUCCCUAUGAGUAAUCAUCAUUCCCACUAACUCAAGCAUUAUAGACUCAACCUUGUUAUUAUUCUUUUUGCCAAGGUUUACUCUGUGUAGUUCAAAAAUGUUGUAAUCUUUUACAAAUUAUUCUCGUAUUUAUAUGAUAUUAACAAAUAUGGUAAAAAAUACAAAAUCCAGUAUAAUCUUUAUGCAGUAAACGUUAAUAACUUGAUAUAUCAAUAUAAUUGUUUGUUUAAAAUCAAAUUCCCACUAUUUUUUAUACCUUUUUAUAAAUGUGAUGGUAAAGUGUAAAAUUUACGAGUCCAAAUUUUAUAGUUUCUAGUCAUGUAGAUGAUUUACAAAUGUGAAUUAAGAUAUUAAUCCAUGCUAGAAAUUAAAAUAAUAAUCACAUCAUCAUGUAAUCGUUUUAUUAUUGAGCUGUUAAGUUGUUGUCACACUACAAUGAAGACUAACCAUAAUCGUAAGCAGUGAGAUAUAAAGCAUUGAAGUGUUUUGUAAAAAGUAUUAGUUAAAAACUUUUGCGAAUCUUUGACAAAAAAAAAAAACUUUUGCGAAAAUCUCGUUUUUGUUGAUGUAAAGAAAUAAAAAAUAAGAAAAUUAUAAAAGUAAAAGAAAACAAUGAUCGUAUAAGAUCUUUAGAAAAACGAGUAUAAGAUAAGGAAAAACUAUCGUUUUGUACGAAAACUCAUGAUCAAAGGAAUAUACAAAUGAAAUACGAUUUUUUGAGACAAAAACGAAAGAAACAUUUUUUUUAACGCUUGAAAUAUAAUAUCCAUCUUUACAACAUCUUGAAAUACAAUAAUAUUGAUAGCUACGUGAAGCUUAGCAUGUGUAUAUAACUCAACCAUGCACUUUGUGGAUUAUUCAUAUAAACAGCCAAAAAGAAGAAUAUAUGGCAAUGGAGAAGCCGAUGAUUUCUGGAGAGGUGCCGGUCAGCCCGUUUUCACGGCUGUUCAGCAUGCCAGGACUCGAUUGCUUCAACAUCGUAACCAUCGGAUUCAAACACGAAGCCAAUCCAUCAGCCUUUGUUGAAGGCUUGAAAAACACUUUGCUCAACCAUCCACGCUUCUCUAGCAUACUAGAGACAGGAGUUGGUGGAAAAAAAGCCAAAUGGAUUCCCACAAAAGUAAAAGCUGAAGAUCAUGUAGUUGUUCCGGAUAUAGAUCCCACUAUUCAAAAUCCUGAUCAGUUUCUAGAGGAUUAUACAUCAAAUAUGGUUUUUUCACCAAUUGAUAUGUCGAAACCGUUGUGGGAGAUGCAUAUACUCAAUAUGAAAACAUCAGAUGCAGAAUCUUUCCUUGUGGCAAGAUUUCAUCACUCCUUGGGUGAUGGGAUGUCACUUAUGUCUCUUUUACUCGCUUGUAGUCGAAAAGCAAGUGACCCAGAGUCAUUGCCCACUUUGGUUGCUCCAAAGAAAAGCAAAGUAACCAAUGUUUUGUGGUCGUUGGUUGCUCGUGUGUGGUUCAUAAUUAGACUAAUGUGCAACACUUUUGUUGAAGUUUUCAAUUUUCUGCUCAUUUUAUGUUCCGUCCGCGACGCUGCAACUCCGCUUAUGGAGAAACCAAUUGCUACACUUAGCCCUAACAAAUUUAUUCAUAGAGUAAUUAGUUUGGACGAUGUGAAAAUCGUGAAGAACGCAAUGAAUAUGACUGUGAAUGAUGUUAUUCUUGGAAUGGUGCAAGCUGGUCUUUCACGAUAUUUGAGUCAAAAAUAUGAUUCUGAAACAAAUUCGAAGUUAAAGAGAUCUCUUGAAAAUGUUUCUCUUCGAGCUGCUGUAUUCUUUAACCUAAGAUCAAAUAAGAAAAUCGAGGAUCUUGCUAAAAUGAUGGCGAAACUUUCAACGUCAAGAUGGGGAAACUCAAUUGGUUAUGUUAUGAUUCCGCUAUGGAUGAGAUCUGAAAACGAUAUAUUUGAAUACAUCCGACGAGCCAAAACAAUAAUGGAUCGGAAAAAACUCUCACUUGAGCCUUUAUUUUCCUAUGUGUUGCUCAAAUUGACCGUCGAAAUUUUCGGAUCCAAGGCACUAAGAAAUCUUGCAAUGAGAAUUUUCGGACGAUCAACAAUCAUAUUGUCAAAUGUUGCCGGUCCAUCCGAAGAAAUAAGCCUUUUCGACCACCAAAUUUCUUACGUUGCUGCAAGUGUAUCCGGUUUUCCACAGGCACUCAUUGUCCACAUAACAAGCUAUGUAAACAAAGUUAUCAUCAAUCUUGGAGUUGAUCUCGACGUAAUUCCAGACCCUCAUCACCUAUGUGAUCACAUGGUCGAAGCUCUCCAGAUGAUGAAAUCAGCUGCAGAAGAAAAAUGUUCUGCCGAUUUAAACGUUUAAAACGAAAUGUUUGACGUAGAGAUCAAAACCUACUCAUCCCAAUUCCUAUGAUAUACUUGUGUUAUCGAUAUAUACUGUUUUCAAUAAAUGUUGUUUUCAAUAAAGGUAUGUGCGUGUUGCAGUUAUUCAUUUCCUAAGAUAUGUGUGUUAUCUAUGUAUAAAUAUUUUUCCAUAAAUAUUACUAUGUCAUUUAUUAUACAAGAACGUUAUGCUAUUUAUUGCCACAAGAACAUAAAUGUUACGUCAAUUUCGAAACAGUUUGAUAAUUUCUGAUAGGCAUGAUCAUUCGAAUUUUGGUUUGCUUAACUUGGGUUUUGAGUUUUGGGUUUUCAGUUUUCGAUUUUAGGUAACAAAAUAGGAACCUCCUUAAAACCGGUUCAGAUCGGUUCGGUUAUCAUUCGUUUGGUACUUUGGUUAUCAUUUAGUUCGGUUUGGUAGAAGUAAUUAUGUCAGGAACUGGUAAAGUUCUAAAACAUUAUCGGGUAUAAUUCGGUUAUGGUACUUUAUACCUAAACUACUUAAUAUAUACAUAUAUAUUUAUCCAUAUCAUGUUUUAAAAUAGUUUAUAAAGAAUUAAAGAUUUAAUUGGUGACCACUAAAAAAAAGCAAGAAUAAAAAGGGAAAAAAUGAAAGAGAACGAAAUGAAAAAUUAGAAAUAUUUAUUAUUUAUUAUUUAUUCUUGAAUUUAAUAAUGAACAUUCUUCUAUAAUUUUUUAAAUUAUAGAAAUAAGAAGGAACAAUAUGUGAAAAUUAUUUUGUAUAAAUGGUGUAAAAUUUUAAAAAUGAAAAAAAUUCAUUAUUUCCACUCAAUUCUUUUGAUUACUAUUUAGAACCUAAGAGUAUUUGAAUCAGUUUGCCCAAAAAAAAAAGUAUUUGAAUAGGUUUUAAGUCUAGAAGCAUGAAACGACAUCAAAAGAUCUGAACCAAAGAGGAAAGAAGACAAAGCUGGCAUCAGCUUGGGGGCACAUCCAAAGCUCGGCGGGUCCGCUACACCAUUAAAAAGGAAAAUUGAAAGAUAAUUGAUUUAGCAUUGGUCUUUCCGAGGGCUGACAGUAAACUGUUAUGAUAGAUAUAUUCUUUUCUUUAUUUUCAUAUCAACUUAUUUUAUUAAUUUGAAUGAGACAGUACAUAGUCUUCCUGAAGAAGAGAUGUUAUGUUGUUUGGUACAUAGUUAUGAAAUAAAAAUGAAACUCGAGUUGGAUUCGAAGUCGCCGACUUAUCUGCAACCUUAUUUGAUCUUUUGUUGAUCCAUCUGUAUUCAACUGCUUCAAACUUCUUACUCCAUUCUCGAAUAUCUCUUGUCCAAUUGUAAACUUGAAAGUUGAGCUUAUUAUCUUGUAGAAUUUCUUUUGUUGUUCUGCAAUCUGUCUCCAUAAUUAUUUUACGAUAUCCUAAACUCCAACAAUGCUGAAGCGCCAUAAGGAUUGCUUGUAGUUCACUUUCCAGUGCUCUUUGCACUCGUUUACCUGUAGCUUGUGCAGCUCCUCUAUAAAUUCCAUUUGAAUAUCUCACAACCCAACCUGCAGCUGUUAGUGUUUCGUCAUUAAUAAAGCUUCCAUCUGUAUUGCAUUUAAUCCAUCCCUGUGGAGGCCUUAACCAAUGUCCUUGUGGAUGAACCGUUGUAGUAUUGUUUCUCCGAACCACCUCAGAUGUAUCUGUAUCCUCAAUCUGCUUCCAUUCUUUUGCAUCACUCUUAGCGUAGCGUAUGAUGUUCAUCCAAUGUGUAUGUUUUUGUUGAAAAACUAAAGCGUUCCUUCCUUUCCAUAAUCUCCAUAGGAUCCAGACUGGUAAAUCUUGAAAAUGACGUAGCCCUGCUGAUGUACAGAUCUGUAGACAGGCUCCAAUCUUAUCUUUUAGACUGGCCGAGGGAUUUAAGAAUCGUUAAAUUUGAAAGUCCUGAGGCUCUCCAUAUCUGCUUUGCAUACUCACAUUCAAAGAAUAUAUGAUCUUCUGUCUCUUCCGCAUUACAGCAACGUCGGCAUACUGCAUCUCUUAUCACAUGAUAUCUCUUCAAAUUGCUCCCUAUAGCUAAUGAUAGAUAUAUUCUAAUUUGCGUAAAACAUAGAAAAAAAUAGGAUAUAAGAAGACAUAUUUUAUUUGUUGAUAAAUCAUAGAACAAAAGUUGUAAUGCAUAUUCUGAACUACUUAAAUGAUAUAAGAAAACUUAAUAUGUAUUCUAAACAUUGGUCAAAAUUAAAAUAACCUAAACUCUAAAUUUUAGAUGAUGGAAAACAAUAAAUAAAAAAAAUAUCAAAUUUAUUUUUAAAAACACUUGUAUAAAUAUAUAUUCUGUAAUUAUUUAAAUUUACUCUUUAUUCAAUUUAAAUAAAAUAAUUUAAUUAAGUAUUGAUAAUUAUUUUCAAAAGUCAAUUUGGGAGGUUGGUUACCCUGUUCGGGAACGCGCUAGGCGCUAAUCGAGCAGUCGGGUUGGGCCUAGCGCCUAAAGAGAAAAUCAGAAGAUUAAUCGAAAAUUAUGCUUGGCGAAAUUUUUAGAUUGUUUACUAUGUCAUAAAACAUGUUAAUCUUUAAUUGUGAAUAUUGUAUAACAUUAAUACAUUUUCAUGUUUAAGAUUGUAUAAAAUACACAAAUAGAAUAUAUAAACUUAAUAUAGUGUAAUUUUCAUCAAAAUUAUGAAUAUAAAUGAUAUUUAUAAAAUUUUAGAUCAAAUAAAUAAAUAAAAAUAUUAUUAAAAAUAAAUUGUAAGUGACUGAAGUGUAGAUUAGAUGUUAAGACAUGAGCCUACAUGAGAAUUAGAUAGCUGAAACUUAUCAAGUUCAAAAGAACAUGCCAUGUUCGUUUGUACAUCUGGAAGAUGCAUCGAGAUGGUUAAUCUAGAUGCUUUAUCAAGAUGUUCUAUUUGGGUGUUGUCCGUUUCUUCAUUUCGUAUAUGCAUCCAGAUGAAUCAUCUAAAUGCAACUAUGUUUGUUUGUUGUUUUAUUUUUUAAUUUGCAUCUGCAUUCAGGUGGACUUGUCAAUAAAAUGAUUAAAAUAUAUUUUUAAAAUUUUGGCGGUAAAAUAGCAUUUUAACGGUUUUGACGGAAUAUAUUUUUUGCGGUUUUUGCGGAAAAUGUGUUUUGACAAAAAUGUGUUUUUGUAGUUUCGGCGGAAAAUGCAUUUUUUGCGGUUUUGGCGGGAAAAUUGUUUUUUGCGGUUUUGGCAGAAAUGUGUUUUUGACGUAAAAGUGCGUUUUUGCUUUGAUGGGAAAAUGUUUUUUCGCGUUUUGGCGAAAAAUGCAUUUUUGUAGUUUUGGCGGAAAGAAUGCAUUUUUGCGUUUUGAAGGAAAAAGUGUAUUUUUGCGUUUUUGGCAGAAAAUAUUUUUGCGGUUUUUGCAAAAAAAUGCGAUUUGACGAAAAAUGUGUUUUUGCGGUUUUGGUGGUAACAUGCGUUUUUUGCGUUUUUGGCGGAAAAAUGUUUUUCGGUUUUGGCGGAAACAUGCGUUUUUUGCGUUUUUGGAGGAAAUAUGCGUCUUCCCGGUUUUGCGGAAACAUUCGUUUUUUUGUAUUUUUGGCGGGAAAAUAUGUUUUUUUGAUUUUGGUGCGUUUUUCCAGUUUUUACGAAAACAUGUGUUUUUGCGUUUUUGCCGGGAAAAUGCGUUUUAAUACAUUUUUCCGGUUUUGGCGAAGAAAUAAAUUUUACGAUUUUGACGGAAAAGUAUGUUUUCGGUUUACUUGUUUAUUAGUUUUGGCGGAAAAAUGUAUUUUUCGGUUCUGGCGGAAAAAUAUAUAUGGAAAAAUAUAGGUUUUUUGGUUUGAAAUAAUAUUUUGAUUUUAAAAAAUAUUUUGUCAUUUAUCAUUUUGGACCGAAAUACUCACCUUCAUAUGCAGGGCCGGCCCUGAGCUAAAGUUUUAGGCGCCAAAUAAUGUUAGAUUUUUCAGGGGCGCCAAAGUACCAAGAGUAAGGAUAGGGUUCGACACUUUCAGGCAGUAUUUUAAUGACUAUUUAUUUUGCACGUAAGUUUGAAGAAUUUGGGCUUUAGGCGCCUCGUGAUGAUGGGCUGGUACUGUUCAUAUGGGUGAAAAUUUGGCAAAAUUUUUUAAAAAUUCAGCAGGAUGAUCGAACAUUAUAAUGUACAAAACGAACAUCAAUGGUACCAGAUGAAUCACCUGGGUUAGCAAACAAACCGCACUUUCAUCUCUGCAGCCCAUGGACACUACGAACCGCACCCUCAUCAUCUCUGCAGCCCAUGGAUACUCCUGAGAUGCUUUGGUUAUGUGGGUUGGAACUCCAUUAAUGGCGCACAGGUGCAUACCGAUUUUUUUCUAUCUUUUAGUUAGGCCUGGGUAUUCGGAUCUUCGGAUCGGGUUCGGGUCGGUUCCUUUCGGGUCCGGGUCGUUCGGGUCUAGAAAAUUUAUACCCAAUAGGUACUUGAGAGGAUUUCGGUUCGGGUUCGGGUCGGUUCCUACCGGGUCCGGGUCGGUUCGGGUCUAAAAAUAAAAAACCUGCAAAAGAACCUGUUAUUUUCGGAUCACAUCUGGUUCCGGUUCGGGUACAAGUUUUUCGGGUUAUUUUCGGUUCAGUUCCAUGAGUUUCAGAUAUUUUUCAGUAGUUCUCGUAACAUUUAACCUGAAACCCGAAAUCUUUACCCAUGUAAACCUGUUUACGAAGCAUUGAAAACCAAAUAGCCAUAAUUUCAUAUCAAACUUAUAUGUUUUUGCAAACAAUUUAACCACACAAAAGUACUAAAUAACAUAAAUCUUAUGAAGUUUCAAUCCAAAAACAAAAGAAAAUAGAAAACAACAACUUCAUCACGUCUUCUCCCAAGUUUCUUUGCUUCGAAAUCAAGUUGAACAAUGAACAAAAGUCAAAUCACAAAACAACAAAACAAAACUCAAAAAUCAAAAGAAUCAAACAAACGUAACUUAGUCAUCAAGUGAAUCAUCGAGCAAGACAAAAACGAAACGAAACCAUUAUCAACAAUAAAAAAGUGGAGACUACCACAGAAUUAAGAAACUUGGGUUUAGAUUAAGGAAUUAUCACAAAAUUAAUUUGAGAAGUCUCAAAAAGUAGAGAAGAAGAAAUUAGAUGAGUAUGAUUUAGGUCUUCCAGUUUGAUUGAUAAGUUUUUUUAGGUUUUGUUCAAGAUUGAAGGCUGUUUGGGGGAGUGGAAACGACUGCAAGAGCCGAGGAGAUACCGAGGUUUGAGACAAAACAUUAAGUGACGCGCUGUAACUUGAAGUCUUAAAGCACGCCUAUUUGUGUUUUUUCGGUUCCAUUAAUACCCGUUCGGGUAUCGGGUCUUAUCCGGAUCCGAACCUGUACCCACGGGUCUAUGAAUAAAAUAUCCAACAGGUUAAUCUACACAUACUUAUACCUGUACCUGGACCUGUGAUUUCGGGUCGGUUCUGGUUCGGGUUUUCGGGUCCAGGUUAAAAUGCCCAGGCCUACUUUUAGUUAAAAGGAUCUACUUUCAAUAUUAAUGAGCUACCGAUUUUUGUAUUUUUCUUCUUUUAGUAUGUAUUCUUUUGUUUAGGUUUAGCCUACGUGAGAUUCUCUCUUUCUUCUUUUAGAGAGAGAAUUUUCUCUCCAUCGCUCCCCUCUUAUCAAACCCUAGAUCUUUCAGAGGAAAGUGAUGAUUCUCUUUUUGGUGUAGUAUAUGUUCGAUCUUUGAUCAACUGUCUUUUCGGAUUGCCGAGUUA
Molecule: messenger RNA, 17485 nt
Organism: Brassica rapa (field mustard)
Lineage: Eukaryota; Viridiplantae; Streptophyta; Magnoliopsida; Brassicales; Brassicaceae
Product: O-acyltransferase WSD1
Biological process (GO): triglyceride biosynthetic process
Cellular component (GO): plasma membrane
Molecular function (GO): diacylglycerol O-acyltransferase activity
Source: RefSeq, a predicted model, not a curated record